Fusarium keratoplasticum is the source of this 519-nucleotide messenger RNA. RefSeq lists its product as uncharacterized. Bases 100 to 519 code for a protein of 139 amino acids. Lineage: Eukaryota; Fungi; Ascomycota; Sordariomycetes; Hypocreales; Nectriaceae. The record is from RefSeq and is a predicted model, not a curated record. The transcript is spliced from 2 exons.
CAUCAUCUCGUUGGGCAUCAUAUACUUGUGGGAAGCUUCUACUUUUUAUAUUUGAACUGCCAUCCCUUUCGACUCUUCUCGAACAGUCAGCCACGUAAAAUGCAUGUCCCCAGUAUUUUCAGCCUUACUACUCUCCUCGCGGCAGCAUCCGCCGUCACCGUCUCUUAUGACCCCGGCUACGAUCAGUCGUCCCGAUCUCUCACAGCUGUGGCCUGCUCUGAUGGCAAGAAUGGCCUAAUCACCAGGUAUGGCUGGCAGACGCAGGGCAACAUCCCCAAGUUCCCAAACAUCGGCGGCGCCCAAGCCAUUGCGGGAUGGAACUCGGCCUCCUGCGGUACCUGCUGGAAGCUCACCUACAAGGGCAAGAGCAUCAACAUUCUGGCUAUUGACCAUACUGCCUCGGGCUUCAACAUUGCGCUCACCGCCAUGAACACACUCACUAACGGCCAGGCUGUCAAGCUUGGUCGUGUCGAUGCUACAGCCACCCAAGUUGCGGUUAGCAACUGCGGAGUGAAAUAA